UUAUGAAUAGACUUGCAAAAUGUUUAGCAAACUAUGUCCCUCUUACACCACUCACUUUUAUCAAGAGGGCCUCCGCGGUUUAUUCGGACCGCACUUCAGUCAUAUACAACGGAGUUCACUACAACUGGAGCCAAACAUAUGAGCGAUGUUGCCGUCUAGCGUAUUCUCUCCGAUCGCUUAAUGUUGUCAAGAAUGAUGUUGUAUCCGUACUCGCACCAAACGUUCCAGCACUAUACGAGAUGCAUUUCGCGGUUCCAAUGGCCGGGGCCGUGCUUAACGCAAUGAACACGAGGCUAGACGCUAAAAACAUAGCCACGAUUCUCCGCCAUUCCGAAGCAAAGCUCUUCUUCGUCGACUAUGAGUUUGUCCCGCUAGCAUCUCAAGGGCUCCGAUUAUUAAUGUCAGAGCGCGUAGACAACAACACUUCAAACCAACCAACAAUGCCAAUGGUUAUCGUGAUCGACGACAUCAAAAACCCCACCGGGGUCCGCCUAGACAACAAGUUAGAGUACGAACAACUCGUUCAAGAUGGUAACCCACAAUACAAAGGCGAAGACGUUGAAGACGAAUGGGAUGCGAUCGCGUUGAGUUAUACUUCUGGGACCACCUCGGCCCCCAAAGGGGUGGUUAGUUCUCACCGUGCGGCUUAUUUGAGCACAGUGAGCUUGAUUCAAGGGUGGGAGAUGGGCACCGAACCGGUGUACUUGUGGUCCCUACCGAUGUUCCAUUGCAACGGGUGGACGUUUACUUGGGGUGUGGCGGCUCGAGGUGGCACAAAUGUGCUGAUCCGCCACACCACUGCGGAUGAAAUGUACAAAAGUAUUGCGAAUUAUAAGGUGACUCACAUGUGUUGUGCACCGGUGGUGUUGAACAUUCUUUUAGAGGCUAAAUCACACGAGCGUCGUGAUUUAGCCUCUUCUAAGGUUAAGAUACUCACGGGUGGAGCGCCGCCUCCUGCGGCGCUUCUCGAAAAAAUGGAAGAGUUUGGGUUCGAGAUAACUCAUGCUUAUGGCCUCACUGAGGCCACUGGACCGGCACUUGUGUGCGAGUGGUGGUCCAGAUGGAAUGAGCUACCUAGAAGACAUCAAUCUAGAUUGAAGGCUCGUCAGGGUGUGAGUAUACUCUCACUUUCGGAUGUGGAUGUUAAGGACACGAAAACAAUGGAGAGUGUUCCGCGUGAUGGGAAGACGAUGGGUGAGAUCGUGCUUCGGGGAAGUAGCAUCAUGAAGGGGUACUUAAACGAUGACGAGGAAAAUGCGAAAGCCUUCCGAGACGGAUGGUUCUUAACUGGUGAUGUCGGAGUUAUCCAUCCGGACGGAUACAUAGAAAUCAAGGAUAGGUUGAAAGAUGUCAUCAUUUCAGGAGGAGAGAAUAUAAGUAGCUUGGAAGUCGAGUCGGUUUUAUUUAAGCACCACGCGGUACUUGAAGCCGCCGUUGUGGCCAUGCCACAUCCACGGUGGGGCGAGAGCCCUUGUGCUUUCGUUGUGUUGAAAAACACAUGUGAAGCAACUGAACAAGAAAUCUUGGCAUAUUGCAAGAACAAUAUGCCAAGAUUUAUGGUUCCUAAGAAGGUAGAGUUUGUGAAAAGACUACCAAAAACAUCAACCGGUAAAAUCCUUAAGCACGAACUUCGGAAAGUCGCGAGAUACUUCUACACAAGAUAACUUUUGUGAAAAAAAAUUAUUUAAUCAUACUUUGUAACAAGACGCACCCUUAUAAAUUAUAAUCAAGAAACAACUAUACUUGUAAUGUCACGAUUUUGUAUAUUCGUUUUUAUGUGAUAGUAUUAAAGAGAACAUGCUAAAUGUUUUUUACUAUUAAAGAGAAUAAGCUCUUUGAUAAAACACACUAGCUUCUUGAUCCGAAA
Messenger RNA from Helianthus annuus (common sunflower), 1867 nucleotides. RefSeq names its product butyrate--CoA ligase AAE11, peroxisomal. The transcript has 2 exons. Bases 3 to 1664 code for a protein of 553 amino acids. Lineage: Eukaryota; Viridiplantae; Streptophyta; Magnoliopsida; Asterales; Asteraceae. The record is from RefSeq and is a predicted model, not a curated record.